AUGGCAUCAAGUGGAGGCCACCAUGAGCUUGUGCCAUUUGCCAAGGACCUGAACGCGUUCAUGAAUGAAGUUCGCGAACAAGAACACCACCUCACACACACACACCUCAUCACCUACAUGAAGACUCAUCACCAGGACUGGUUGACCGACUACCUUGCCGCCAAGAAGACGGAAGACCGUGUCUACCACAGUCUGAUGCGACUCUGCCAACGCUUUUCCCAACGAUACCAGUUCUCCCAAAGAGUCCCAUGUGUCUUCAAAGUCAAACAAGGCGAGUUACGUGAGAUCCAUGAAAAGUUCGCAUCUCACUUUUGGGCCAAGUUUGCGUCAACUGCCCAUGCUGACAUUAUCAAUGUUGACAAGCCGUCGGUGUACUAUGAUAUGCCACCUGGCAAGACUCUUGCCAAGGUCGGGGGAUCGUCCAAGGUUGACAAGUCUCAAAACCACUCCAACCGCAUGACAGCCGUUCUAUCGAUCCGGUCGAACGGUACAAUGAACCGGGGAGAAAGCCGGCCGGGUUGA
Molecule: messenger RNA, 522 nt
Organism: Aphanomyces astaci
Lineage: Eukaryota; Oomycota; Saprolegniomycetes; Saprolegniales; Verrucalvaceae
Exons: 3
Coding region: 1-522 (173 amino acids)
Source: RefSeq, a predicted model, not a curated record